Abrus precatorius (Indian licorice) is the source of this 3556-nucleotide messenger RNA. RefSeq names its product F-box/kelch-repeat protein At3g23880-like. The coding region runs from base 1120 to 2391 and encodes 423 amino acids. The record is from RefSeq and is a predicted model, not a curated record. Gene Ontology annotation, molecular function: protein binding. The transcript is spliced from 2 exons. Lineage: Eukaryota; Viridiplantae; Streptophyta; Magnoliopsida; Fabales; Fabaceae.
AUGUUGUAGUAUUUGUACAGUACAAAAAUGACCAUUGUAUAUAGAGAAUAUACAAAAGAUCUAAAAAAGUGUUCAAUAAUAUAUUAAUACAAAACUUCAUUUUCACGAUAAUUUGAAACGAUAAGAAUAGAUAUAAUAGUUUUAAUUAUAAAAAUCGUUAAAUUCAUAAAUAGAAUUUGUGAAUAACUCUAUAAAUUUAACAUAACAUUCAACGUUCUAUUAAUUUAAAAGUUAUUUUUUAUCAUUAUGUAUUUAAACUAUAUUUGAAUGCGUAUUUAAAUGUAUAUUUUCUUAAAAUAAAAUUUGACAAUCUAAGAUAUACAAAAAUAAAAAGAAAAAAUCACAUCGUAUAAAUUUUUUAAGACAAAAAAUAAUAAUAAAUUUUAAAAUUAUAAAAUAAAAAAAUUUUAAAAUUUAAAAAAGUUUUAAAAAAUUUUAAUAAAAAAUUAAACUAUAAAUAUAUAAACUUGAGGAAUCACAAAUUAGGCAUGUGAUUUUGUAACGACAAUGGAUACAGCUCCUCGUCAACACCAUGAACAUCAAUCAUAUAAAAAAUAUAAAAAAUAUGAGUAUCAGAAAUUUUGAGGCGAUAGAAUUUUAAAAUAAUAAUAAAAAAAUAAGUAUCGGUUAAUUUGUGACGAUAAUAUUAAAAUUGAUUAAAAAAAUGUGAGUAUCUAACGAUAGACGACGAUAAUGUAUUAAAAUAAUAAUAAAAAUGUAUUAUCGUUUCAUUUUGUCCGAUACUCAUGCGAUUUUAACAAGUGUCAAUUUUUGGUAUAAUAUCGGUAAUAUUGAAACGAUACUCUAUUAAAAUAAUAAUAAAAAUUUAUUAUCAUUUAUGCAUGUGCGAUACUGCAGCUGAGUUGACAAAAAAAGUACCAAACAGAAAAUUAGUUUUAAAAUAUAUCUAUUUUAAGAAAUUAUUUUUAAAAAAGUAUUAUUUAAAUAAAAAAACCCAAAAUUUAACCUAUUCAUAAAUUUUAAAAUAUAUCUAAUAAUUUAAAAAUCUCACCCGCUUAUUUAUUUUGUUAACUCAAGUAAAGAAAAAUAAAUCUAAAUACAUAAUACAAUUAACUAGUAAUUACAUCUGCUCUUAACGCGUCUACCCGCAGUCAGAAAAUGGCACCCCGUAGCGACAGGGAUGACCAAAACGACGCCGCUUCUUCCCCGCCGCUGACGGAUGAAAAACCAACCACCGCUAAGAGACAGCAACUCACCACCUCUACAGAAACCGACCAACAAACCCUCACAUCACCUUCUUCACCACCUUCCUCCUCAAUCCCACGCAUGCCUCCCGUCAACUCACUUCACGCGCCGCCGGUUCCCACCCUUCCCUUCGAACUCAUCAUCGAAAUCCUCCGGUGGAUCCCUGUGAAGUUUAUCAUGCAACUUCGCUGCGUAUGCAAGUCCUGGAAAUCCCUAAUUUCGGAUCCCGAAUUCGCCAAAAAGCACCUUCGCGAGUCACCGACGGUAACGAACCUCGUCCUAAGCUUCGUUGCUAAGCGCUCACGCGAGUUCAGUCUUCAGGCUUGCCCUCUUCCUUCAGUGUUUGACGACGUCACCGUUAACGCCACGCAGCUAAGGUACCCUUUGGAAACUCGAAGGCGAUUCGAUUUGAUCGUUGCGUCUUGUGACGGCGUUAUCUGUUUUGCCACUGAUCAAAGUUAUGCUCUUUUAUGGAACCCUUCUAUUGGGAAAUUCAAGAAAUUGCCGUCUCUGGAGAAUCAAAGGCGUGAGGGUAGUUAUACGAUUUAUGGGUUUGGUUAUGAUCGUUUCACUGAUAGUUACAAGGUGGUUGCCAUUUUUUGCUAUGAAUGUGAUAGUGGUGGUGCUUUUUACGAAACUCAAGUUAAGGUUCUCACUUUGGGUACCGAUGCUUGGAGGAGGAUUCAAGAGUUUCCUCCUGGGGUUCCUUUCGAUGAGUCAGGGAAAUUUGUGAGUGGCACUAUUAAUUGGUUGGCAUCUACUAAUUCAAGUUCUUUGUGGGUUAUUGUUUCUCUUGAUUUGGGGAAGGAGACAUAUCAAGAGCUUUUGCAGCCUGAUUAUGGAGGAGUAGCUGUGGUUACCUUGACUUUGGGAGUGUUGAGGGAUUGCUUGUGCAUCCUUUCUCAUUGUGACACGUUUUCGGAUGUUUGGCUUAUGAAGGAGUAUGGAAAUAAAGACUCUUGGAAUAAAUUGUUCAGUGUUCCUUACAUGGGAAAUCCUGACUUUUUUCCAUACACUAAGGCACUUUGGAUUUCUAACGAUGACAAAGUACUAUUGGAGUUCCAGUCAAAGUUAGUUGUUUAUGAUUCAAGAAAUGGCACUUUUAAGUUCCCCGAGAUUCAAAAUGUCAAUGGCUGGAUGAUCCCUGAGGUCUACGUUGAGAGUUUGAUAUCACCUUGUUCUUAAUAUUAGGAUGUAAAGGCUAUGCUAUGUUACUGGUGCAUGAGGUUGUUGUUGAAUUCACCAACUACCAAAAAGUGGGUGGAUGUAGUCCACAGUAGACAGAUUCAUUAAUCCAUACACAACUCCCAAUAAGGCAUAAAGCUAUAAAAGUGUGACUAAUUCAAUUAUAUGAUCAUCUUCUUUUGACUUUUGAGAAGGAAGAAGAAUUGAAGAAAUGCAAAGGCUAACUAUAUUACGGCAUAUUUCCAUUUAUUUGAACUAGAUAAUAAUUGCAUUGCAGAACAUAAAGAAAGAUCUGCUGCGUGGAGAUUUAGAUGUGCAAGAAUUUCCACAGAGCCCAAAUGUUAAGAUUAAAUAUUUGCUUAUUAUGAUAUUUCUAGAUCUAUUACAAUCCUGUCAGAAAUGAUUCACGGGGAAUGUUAUCAACUGGUUUUUGUUUUAAAAAUAAUAUUAAUUGGAAAAUUGAGGUUUGAUAGCAGUUACCAUAGUUUACUAAGCUCAGAAUGAUACUGGAUCCUGGUGUUCAGAAUUCCUUUCUUUACUUUGUCUUUGGUUACAUCAUCAUUAUGUUCGUAGAUCUCAGUUUGUUUGGUAAAGCUUUUCUGAUCGGCAUUGGGAUUUAACGUCUUUGGACUUUCAAAGCUAAAUAAACUCAGAACCCUCACCUUAGAGAAACUCCUCAGCAUGUUCCGUGGCACAAUCAAACAGACCCCAAGGCCUGUGAGACUUUGGACUAGCAGCAUAGACUGCUGUGCAUAGGUACUGUCUCUUUAUUUUUUUCUUUUCCUUUCUUCUCUGCCCCAUGCUUUUUGUGGCUGCAAUUGCUAGAAGCUGCUGUGGCUGGCAGAUGGCUCGCCAAGAGGAUAUCAAUCCUGCAACCCAUGUUCAGAAGAAGAAACUUUAGUCUGUUUUUACUUUUAGUUUCUUGACCAAGAAGUAGCAGGACUGUUAAAUUUGUAGGUUCUUAAAUAAGUUAUGGCUCUACUAAGCGUUUAAAGCCAGUCUGAAAGUAUUGUUGUUGUUUAAGAGUUUAUUAUUUUUUGUUUGUGUUUUAUAGUGAAUACAUAUGGUUUUGGAGAUUUGGGAAUGACUGAGACUGUUAAAUGUUAAGUAGGGUUAGUUAAUAUUUUCAUAUCGGUUUUUAUUUGUAUAUCACUGUUAUCUUUGG